Labeo rohita (rohu) is the source of this 1436-nucleotide messenger RNA. It is a transcript of the gene rsad2, whose product is annotated as radical S-adenosyl methionine domain containing 2. Gene Ontology annotation, cellular component: mitochondrion; endoplasmic reticulum; lipid droplet. Bases 84 to 1160 code for a protein of 358 amino acids. Gene Ontology annotation, biological process: defense response to virus; positive regulation of immune response. The transcript has 6 exons. Gene Ontology annotation, molecular function: 4 iron, 4 sulfur cluster binding; catalytic activity. NCBI's taxonomy places the organism in Eukaryota, Metazoa, Chordata, Actinopteri, Cypriniformes, Cyprinidae. The record is from RefSeq and is a predicted model, not a curated record.
UGAUCAAAAAAGCAACUUAAGUCCGCCCUGUAUAAAAAGGGAGGUACGGGCUCUCUGAAACUUAGUUUCUGCGCACCAUCAACAUGUUGACAUCAAGUCAAGUUGGUUUUGCAACAAUGUUAAUCCAGUUUUGUUUCAAGAACGUCCACAGCUUCUUAUCAGCUCUGCUGGGAUGGAUUUGUACAUCGUAUCGCACGCAGAUGCAGCAAACACCUCUCGGAAGCAUCAGUCGCCCGAAGACUCGCAUCCAAGAGCAGAAACGGGGAUCCAGCACUCAGCUGACUACCCCAAGCAGUGUAAACUACCAUUUUACAAGGCAGUGCAAUUACAAAUGCGGAUUUUGCUUUCACACUGCGAAAACUUCAUUCGUCUUGCCUAUUGAAGAGGCAAAGCGAGGCUUACGACUUCUGAAAGACGCAGGAAUGGAAAAAGUAAACUUUUCGGGCGGAGAGCCCUUCCUUCACGAGAGGGGUAAUUUUCUGGGAGAGUUGGUGCGGUUCUGCAAACAGGAGCUGCAAUUGCCGAGCGUCAGCAUUGUUAGCAACGGCAGCCUGAUCAGAGAAACCUGGUUCCAGAAAUACGGUGACUACUUGGACAUCCUGGCAGUAUCUUGUGACAGUUUUGACGAGAACACCAAUAAAGUCAUAGGUCGAGGUCAGGGCCAGAAGAGUCACCUGGACAAACUACAUAAAGUUCGUAACUGGUGCCGGGAGUAUAAGGUGGCUUUCAAAAUCAACUCUGUUAUCAACACCUACAACGUGGAUGAAGAUAUGACCGAGCAGAUCUCUGCUCUGAACCCAGUGCGCUGGAAGGUCUUCCAGUGUCUGCUAAUUGAAGGUGAAAACGCAGGGGAGGACAGCCUCCGCGAGGCUGAGAAAUUUGUCAUUAGCGAUCAGCAAUUCCAAGACUUCCUGGAUCGCCACCAAAACGUUAAGUGUCUGGUUCCAGAGUCUAAUCAAAAGAUGAGAGACUCUUACCUGAUUCUUGAUGAAUAUAUGCGCUUCUUGGAUUGCCGAGAGGGGAGGAAAGAUCCGUCCAAGUCCAUUCUGGAUGUUGGUGUGAAAGAGGCCAUCACGUUUAGUGGUUUUGAUGAGAAGAUGUUCCUCAUAAGAGGAGGGAAAUAUGUGUGGAGCAAAGCAGAUAUGAAACUGGAGUGGUGAACUGCUUUAGUAUUGACGUUUUUACUCUGUGUUUACAUUGAGACCUGAGUUAAUUUAUCUAGUAAUAAACAACUGUAUGGUAUAUUUACAUAAGUCACGACACAACUCCAUAAUGGUGCAUAAAUGUCUGUGUGGUCAUUAUUUAUAAGAGAUUUUACUGCAGUGAAAUUACAUACUUACAUAUAUAAAUUUAAUUACAUAUAUAGAAGGAUAAUUGUGAUUUUGUAUAUAUGGUUUUUAAUACAUUUUGUAUUAAGUUAUGCUUGUUUUUUUUUU